AUGAAGCUCAUCACCCUAAUAACAACCACCUUCCUCGCCCUCCUGGCCCCAACUACCCUAGCCUGGGACGAAAGCAUAUCUGAGCGCGAAGACCCCGAAACCCGGCUCCUCCUCUCGGACUACACCACCCGCAACACAAUCGGCGUAACCUGGCUCACAGACGCCUGGCAGAACAGUUACUGCACCAACAUCUCGUCAUCCCAGGCAACGAGGAUCGAAGUAGAUAGAUGGAACUGUGGGACUCAGCGAUGCUCUGUCUUCAGGUCAACAGACUGUACUGGUGAGGGCUUUGCCUUCUUCAGCCGGCCGUUGGAUCGCGCUGUCACGCAGUGGUCGAGUACCCCGUGGGGUUCUGUGGUGUGUGAGUGGGAGGAUCGCAGUUCCUGCGUCGCCGCGUAUACUGAGAAUGCGCCUGCUAAGUCUACACCCACCCUUCCACCGAAGAGGUGGUAG
This is a messenger RNA of Penicillium cataractarum, 453 nucleotides long. RefSeq lists its product as uncharacterized. Lineage: Eukaryota; Fungi; Ascomycota; Eurotiomycetes; Eurotiales; Aspergillaceae. The transcript has a single exon. Bases 1 to 453 code for a protein of 150 amino acids. The record is from RefSeq and is a predicted model, not a curated record.